AUGACUGAAGAUGAAUAUAAAGAUAAUGAGAAUGAGGAUGAAAAUUUUUCCUCCAUUACGAUGGGAAACUUGCCUACAUUUUUCUGUUUUAGUAGGAAUAUUGAGAUAAUCAAAAGGUCAUCAAUUGCUUCUGUGGCCUGGCUUGAUUCAGUGGACAAAGUUUCUCAUGAUAUCUUAUCUAAACUUUGUACAAUUAUCAUAGGAUCAUUCCUAUUUAAUCCUCAAGAGAUAGUAAUCUCUGCCGCUAUAAAUGCAACCACUAGACAUUGCCGAAAUUGUCCAGAUCAGGUUAAUACAGGACCUGUAUUGACAGUUCUUACUAUAAUGGCAACGAAUAAUGACUUGAAAGCUAUCGGAAUACGCUUACUGACAGAGUUAUGGCUACAAGAAGAGCGAAUCUUUCCAAAUUUAUUAGAUAUACUUGAAAGAUGUAAUUAUAACAAACAUGAACAGGAUGACUACCAAAUUGCUUGUUCAUUAUCUAUUCGAGAAAUAUGCAAAAUCAGGCCGAAUACCUAUGGCAAAGAUACUCUACCAUUAGUGGCUAAAAUAUUGGCUCCGUCCAAUGGUGAAGUAAAUAUUAUCAGUAAAGCAGCGGCACUGGAAGGGUUGUAUUAUCUAUGUGAAGCUAAGGUCGUGGACCUAGUUACCGUCUGGAAUGUUUUCGUUGUCCAUUUAUCUGGCGAUCACCGACUAGCAUAUAUUCAAAAAAGUGCCAAAUAUGAGGAAUUUAACAAUCAAGCAUUACAGAAAUUAUGGCAUUACACAUUAUUUAAGGAAAAAGAGAUAAGACUCGCAGCAUUUACGGCAUUGGCAGAAUUUUCACUAACACAAAUGAAUAUCACUUGCUUGCCGACCAUUUUGAAAGAAAUUUUGAAAAGAAGUUCAAAAGACCAUAGUUUGGAGAGCGAUGAGACGAACACUAAUCAGUUAUUAUCUGGCCAAGAUAUCUGUAACCUCAUUCUUUAUUACCCUAAUGAUUGUUUGCCAGGUAUUGAACCUUGGAUCACUCAAUUGAUAAAAGAGGAUUUAGAAGCGCUAUGUCAUGCUGAUAUCUAUAAGGCAAACCGCAAAUCUGAGCAGGGUGACGCUAACUCAAUUUACGAAUCAAUAUCAGUAAAGUUAUGGAAGGCCUAUCAGGCUUGUAACAAUCAAACGAUGUUAUCCAAUCUAGCAGGAGGUCUACUAUUCGCAUAUGAUCCACGAAUUAAUUACGAUUCUGUAGAUGAUGAAAAAAACUGUCAUUAUUAUCUUAGUAUGCUAGAGAGCGCAUUGUUUGAGAUCACAUUCGAUCCAACAGACUGGUACGCUAUUAUUCAUUUACUAAUGGCUUGGAGUGAUUUUAUGAAUCGCGUGAUGCAAGCUUGUAUUGAGUACCAUAAAUCUCAAAUACUGAUGCGCUCUACUAGUGGAGAUGCACAAAACGAAUUAAAGGAUGAAACGGAAGAAACAUUGUUUAGGUGUUGUUUAGAAAUCUAA
Trichoplax adhaerens is the source of this 1479-nucleotide messenger RNA. RefSeq lists its product as uncharacterized. NCBI's taxonomy places the organism in Eukaryota, Metazoa, Placozoa, Uniplacotomia, Trichoplacea, Trichoplacidae. Gene Ontology annotation, biological process: regulation of post-transcriptional gene silencing. The transcript is spliced from 14 exons. The coding region runs from base 1 to 1479 and encodes 492 amino acids. The record is from RefSeq and is a predicted model, not a curated record.